Polypterus senegalus (gray bichir) is the source of this 1675-nucleotide messenger RNA. It is a transcript of the gene ift38, whose product is annotated as clusterin associated protein 1. The record is from RefSeq and is a predicted model, not a curated record. Bases 178 to 1494 code for a protein of 438 amino acids. Lineage: Eukaryota; Metazoa; Chordata; Cladistia; Polypteriformes; Polypteridae. Gene Ontology annotation, biological process: cilium assembly. The transcript is spliced from 14 exons. Gene Ontology annotation, cellular component: centrosome; cilium; intraciliary transport particle B.
CCCUGCUGCUACCCCAGCUGAUGGAACGUUUGUCCCGUCUCGCACACCGUAUCUCGCUGGUUGGCGUCCAUGGUGACAAGCAAAGCUGCGACAAAGGAAUUCAGAGAAAGUGAAUGAAGCCAGAAUCUCAUAUAUGUAUUCCAGUUGAGUCACCAAAGACCUGAAGUGUUUAACAGUAUGUCAUUCAGAGAUCUCAGGAGUUUUACGGAGAUGAUGAGGGCGUUGGGUUACCCACGACUCAUUUCCAUGGAAAAUUUCAGAACGCCAAACUUCACUUUGGUAGCAGAGAUCCUGACCUGGCUAGUGAAACGUUACGAACCACAGACAGAUAUCCCUACAGAUAUUGACACUGAACAGGACAGAGUGUUUUUUAUCAAAGCAGUGGCCCAGUUUAUGGCAACAAAGGCUCAUGUCAAGUUAAAUACUAAACGCUUGUAUCAGGCUGAUGGGUAUGCAGUUAAAGAGAUGUUGAAGAUAACCGUGGUGCUCUACAAUGCAAUGAAGACGAAAGGCAUGAGCCCAGCUGAGAAGGAACAUGAAGAAGGCAGCAAGUUCCAGUUUGACUUAGGCUCAAAGAUUGCAGAUUUAAAAGCAGCCAGAGAUCUGGCUUCCGAAAUCACUUCUAAAGGGGCCUCACUGUAUGACCUAUUGGGCAAGGAAGUAGAUUUAAGGGAAAUGAGAACAGCAGCAAUUGCUAGACCUCUUGAACUGAACGAAACGGAAAAAACCUUGAAAGCAGCGAUUAAAGAAGUUUUGGAGAAUGUACAGAAGACCAAGGACAUGCUGAGUAAUGUUGCUUCUGAUGAAGCAAAUCUUGAUGCUAAGAUUGAAAAGAAGAAAUCGGAAUUAGAGAGGAAUCACAAAAGACUACAAACAUUGCAGAGUGUCCGUCCAGCAUUUAUGGAUGAAUAUGAAAAAAGAGAAGAAGACCUCCAGAAACAGUAUGAAAGCUAUGUUGAAAAGUUUUGCAAUCUGGCCUUUUUAGAGCAGAAGCUAGAGGAUUAUCACCGGCUGGAACAGGAGAGAUUUGAGGAAACAGAGAACACUCUGCGUUUGAUGCAGAAUAAGCUGCGAGAGGAAGAGAAGCGCCUGAUGAAGAGUGGUGGUAAAGAAGAAGAUUCAGAUAUUGAAAUUCAAGAAGAUGAAGGCACAGACAGUGAAGUUGAUGAGGAGCGGCCAACUAAGCCUCGUCCCACAAGAGGCAUGAGUGUUCGAGCGAGAGGUGCUGCUCACAUAGUGGGGACCAUGCAAGGAGGGGACACUGAAGAUGAGUUGAAAUUGACAAAUGCCAGUUCUGCCAUAGGCAGUUCUCUACAAAAACAGGAUGAUUCAGAUGAAAGUGAUAUUGAUGUUGAUGAAGACGACGACGAUGAUGAAAUUGAUGAUCAAGAUGAUGAUAAUGAUAGUGUGGAUGCCCAGUUAUCCAAACCAUCCUGCCCUGUCCAUGGCUCUCGCAAAUCAGAAUUUCUAGAGGACAGUGACAAUGAUUUCUAAUUGCCUGCCUGAUUGACAUGGCUUUCUGAAGUCCACAUUAACGAAUUAAAUGUAAUUUGUAUAUGAAGACACAUGUAUAAUACUUGUUUGAAAAAUAUUAUUUACUAUAGCAAUUUUGUUGCUUGAAACUAUUUGUAUGAAUGAAGGCUAUGAGAAGUAAAUCUUUUCUGAUUUAUUGUUC